AUGCUUCUUGGCUUCGGCUUCAAUAUAGACAUUGAGUGUGUUCGAAUCUUGAGAGAUACCGCACCGCCAAAGACAAAAGCUCUAGUAAAAGCGGAAAACCCGUCAUUUGCGAAAGAGCUCAGCGACAAGCUUAGGCAGCAAAAGACUGAAGUCAGCGCGGUGCCACUUCCAAUUGAUAGCAGGAGGUCGAAUUGCAGAAAAGUCUACAUAUCCUGGCACAAAGCUACCCGAAGCUUUUGGCUAAACUUUGGCCGUAGCGAUAUUGCGAACCGCGUUGCACAGAAAUUCGCCGAAGGUUAUUACAAAGUUCUAGGUCAAUCCGUCACAUGUUCCGAUGUGAAGGGAGGUGCUCCUCGAGGGCCAAAAGGUGGGUUUUCGCACAAUCCUGUCGCUUGGACAGUUAUGUUAUGCGAUGUACCUGGCGAUGCAACAAACAAAGAUGUCCAAGAUGGCAUCCACACGCCAUAUGACAGACCACGACACAUCGAGCCAUCGCCCGUUAGCUACUACGCUUCAGACACACAAGUUGGUCUCCAAGUGCGUUCCCUCUUGGAAGAACACGGCCGACUGGAGAGUUUCUAUCUCCCGCCGACAUCCAAGGGCAGGCGAGUGAAGGCUGUCGCUUGGUUUGAGGACGAGGCAGACGCGAUAUCCGCGUGCUCGCUCCACAACAAGCAGAUAUCUAUCCUGCAGCAGGGGAAGCUGACUCUAACACUUGUACAGUCUGUCAAGGUUAAGAUCCAAACGCCAGUCUACUUCGCAUCCAAGAGCAGGAUUGAGGAGGAAAUGAAGAUCUGGGCGGGGCAACAUCUCACCUCGCGUGUGUACGUGGAUACCGUGCCAGGGUUUACAGCAAUCAAGGUUGAGGGUGCCAAUGCGAAUGAUGUGGUCCGAGCUCGCAAAGCCCUCGAUGAAAUAUCGCAGGGAGAUAUCUUACGAGACGGCGAAAAUCCCGUCUGGGCAUCCGCACUCAAGACUAAUGGAAGCCCAUACAAGAAAGUCAAGGCGAUUGAGAAAGAACUCGGUAUAUUGAUCCGCAGGGACAAAUCGAAAAGUCACCUUUAUUUUUAUGGACCCUUUGCCAAAUAUCAACAAGCUAUUGCCCAUAUCAGAGAAGCGCUCAAAGAUGAAUCCUCUUUCAGCUCUCACAUCGACCUCAGUCCCGAACAAUUUUCACGCAUGGUCCGAGGCGGUUUCAAGUCCGUUGAAAAAGCUCUGGGUAGGAAUGUGGCCGUUUUCGACGUGAUAUCGAAGCGUCUUACAGUCGGUGGCACAAGGCAACAAUACGAUAUAGCUUUGGCAGUCGUUAAUGGCGCAGACGCUGUGGAAAUUCGUGACGUCGCAGCCAGUCAAUCCCUGACUGAAGGAGACUGCCCGAUCUGCUUCUGUGAGGCGGAAACCCCGGUUCAGACCUCGUGCAAGCACACUUACUGCCUCGAGUGUUUUGAGGCUAGCUGCAAAUCCGCGGCAUCGACCAGCAAAAACGAUUUUCGAGUCAAGUGCCAAGGGAACGGCGGUACUUGCUCGACCAUAUUCACGCUCCAAGAGUUGAAAGAACAACUAUCGUCUUCUGUCUUUGAAAGUGUGCUCAGAUCAUCCUUUGAAGAGUAUCUCCAACGUCAUCCCGAGGCGUUCCACUAUUGCUCCACGCCAGACUGCGACUAUGUGUACCGCUGCACGGCCGCUUCAAACUUGAGGCCACCGGCUUACAGGUGUCCGAAUUGUCUUGAGUCAGGGUGCACAUCCUGCCACGCAAGACACGACGAUCUCACGUGUGCCCAAUAUAAAGACAUCGCCUCGGGUGGCUACGAAGCACUCGAACAGCUGAAGAAGAAGCUGAACAUCAAAGACUGCCCUAAAUGUACGACACCGAUCGAGAAGACAGAUGGAUGCAAUCAUAUAACAUGUGGGGGUUGCAAGGCGCACCUGUGCUGGGUGUGUAUGGCAGUCUUCAAGGACCGCACAUCUUGCUAUGCACACAUGUCCGAAGCACACGGAGGUCACGGAGGGGUACCUUUGAACUUGAUGGGUUGGUGA
This is a messenger RNA of Fonsecaea nubica, 2037 nucleotides long. RefSeq lists its product as hypothetical. The transcript has a single exon. Gene Ontology annotation, cellular component: ubiquitin ligase complex. Gene Ontology annotation, biological process: protein linear polyubiquitination; proteasome-mediated ubiquitin-dependent protein catabolic process. The record is from RefSeq and is a predicted model, not a curated record. Gene Ontology annotation, molecular function: ubiquitin binding; zinc ion binding; ubiquitin-protein transferase activity. Bases 1 to 2037 code for a protein of 678 amino acids. Lineage: Eukaryota; Fungi; Ascomycota; Eurotiomycetes; Chaetothyriales; Herpotrichiellaceae.